Spirometra erinaceieuropaei is the source of this 1424-nucleotide messenger RNA. The record is from the annotation of a GenBank genome assembly. NCBI's taxonomy places the organism in Eukaryota, Metazoa, Platyhelminthes, Cestoda, Diphyllobothriidea, Diphyllobothriidae.
AUGGCCAGUGACGACUCCCAAAAAGACUCACUUGACAUUAACACUCUUUCUUUUAAACUGCCACCGUUUACCCCGAGCAACCCUCGCGUUUGGUUCAGGCAGAUCGAGGCUCUUUUUGUGACAAGGCGCAUUACUAGCGAGCGUACCCGCUAUUCGUUCAUUUUGCAGUCACUCCCAUUUGAUGUAGCUGUCACCGUCGAAGACCUUCUUGACCCCAUUCCAGCAGACAAACCGUAUACGCUGCUGAAGGAAGCGGUUAUCCAACGGGUAGCUAAAUCGGCUGACCUUAUGCUGCGGGAACUUUUCACUCAAGUAGAGCUAGGCGAUCAGACACCUUCCCAGCUCAUGCGUCACAUGCGCUCACUUCUUGCUGGUAGGCACAUGGAUGACGCCAUUUUUCGCGAGAUUUGGUUAGAAAAGUUACCGGUGCCUAUGCAGCAGGUUUUGGCCAUGUUGGACUCGAAUACACCUUUAGAGAAACUAGCUACCCACGCCGACAGAAUCAAAGAGUGUUACCCCAUGGGUGCCUCGUGUUCCACUAUUCAACAGCCACCGUCUUCCGAAGGCAAGCCCCAUCAGGGCAUUGACUCUGAUUCAGAAGGCCCACCAUUACCAGCGCACGACACUCCCUAUACGGAAAAGGCGUCAUGCUGUUGCACAACCCGACGCCCGCCCACAUCAGCCGGUCCUCCCAGAACACCCACCGCCGCUUAUCGCACCGAUUACGACGACCUGAGAGACACUGUGCGUCUCCUUUGCACUCAGGUGAGCAACAUGUGCUCUGCGCUUAACAGUCUUCAAGCGGCUAGGAAACAGCCAUGCUCACAUCGACGGUCUAAAUCCCGUGAGCGGCGUUCACAACCCUUAUGUUGGUAUCACCGCACUUAUGGCCCGAAAGCCCGAAAGUGCAUACCUCCUUGUUCGUUCUCUUGUCCUCCACAGUUAAACGACCACGCCAGCCAGUAAUGGCGACGACUGUUGCUGGCCCGUCGCGACCCAGUCGCCUUUUCUAUAUCAAUGACAAGUCGAGCGGCCUUCGUUUCCUGGUCGAUACCGGUGCCGAGGUCAGUGUCAUCCCGCCUCUAAGGCGUCACCGCCUCAAGCCAUCGCAAUUCUCAUUGCAGGCUGCAAAUAGCACCACAAUCAGCACCUACGGCCAACGGUCCCUCACUUUAGAUCUUGGUCUCCGGCGACGUUUUCAAUGGGUCUUUAUUGAGGCUGACGUCAAAUCGCCCAUCAUCGGGGCCGACUUUUUGUCAUCUUUCGGCUUAACAGUCGAUGUCAGAUACCGUCGCCUCUCAGACACCACCACCCAACUCUUUACUAUAGGUACCAGUAGCUCUGAAAGGUCGGUUGGCAUUCAUGUCACCAUCCCCAGCACCCCUUUCGCUGACAUUUUGAAGGACUACCCGUCCAAUCACUAA